AUGAAUAUCAUUCGUCUUAUCAAAUCUCAACAAAACCAACCAAUUAAUUCUCCUUUGAAUUCUUCUCUCUCUCAAAUAGAUCAAGCCCAUGAUAGAAUUCUUGAAUUACAACAAAACCAAAAUCUUUGUUUUGAUAAUGAAAAAUCUCCAUUUCUAAAUCAAUCACAAAAACCAAAAGAACCAAAAGAAGUAAUAAUUAUCAAUAAAACACAGUUGAAAAAAGAUGAUAUUUUAAAACUAAAAACUAUACAAUCUAUUCACAAAGACCAAAAAACAAAUAACUUAAAACCUAAAAAAAUUAAAAAAGAAGAAAUAAAACAAAAAAAAAAUUAUGAAAAAGGUACUAUUAGUAUGCCUUAUUCUAUCUCUUCUGAAGAAGAAGAAGAAGAAGAAAAUAGUUUUAUUAUUACAAAAAUACAAAGAAAUAUUAAAUAUAUGAAACAUAUUGAAUUAAUAAUUGAAAAUUAUAGAAAUGAACUUAGUAAAAAAAAGAAAAUACUUCAACAACUUAUUUUAAAAAAAAUAACAAAUGAAUUUCUCAAUACAAUAAUUAUUGAUGCAUUAUAUCAACUUGAAGAAUUAGAAUUAUCAUUAAAUGAUUCUAUUAUUACAUCAUUUAAAGGAAAUAUUGAAAAAUAUGAACAAGAAUUUAAUUGGUUAAACCAAAGUAAUUAA
Messenger RNA from Entamoeba dispar SAW760, 675 nucleotides. RefSeq lists its product as uncharacterized. The record is from RefSeq and is a predicted model, not a curated record. Lineage: Eukaryota; Evosea; Mastigamoebida; Endamoebidae. Bases 1 to 675 code for a protein of 224 amino acids. The transcript has a single exon.